This is a messenger RNA of Paraglomus brasilianum, 489 nucleotides long. NCBI's taxonomy places the organism in Eukaryota, Fungi, Glomeromycota, Glomeromycetes, Paraglomerales, Paraglomeraceae. The record is from the annotation of a GenBank genome assembly.
AUGAGUAGGUCUUUAUACCAUGCUUCGCAUAAAUUGAGCACGCCUAUUAUUAGAAUCGAUCCAAAUGAGGAAUUAAACUUAAUAUGUAAAUUGCUUUUUUACCAGCCUACUGGCUACCAUGCCAAUUCUAGAAAAUUAUAUAAAGACCUCAAGAAGGAAGGGUACCGAUUUCCAUUCAAAAAAGUGCAUAACUGGCUUAUAAAUCAGAAUGAAUGGCAAAAGUAUGCUCCAUCACCGAAAGAUACUCCACGGACAUAUAAAUGGGCACUCACUAUUAUAGACGUUGCAUCUCGUUUUAAAUACGCUGUUCCUCUAACUUCAAAAAACAGCUCAGAGGUAGCCAAGGCGUUUAAGAAAAUUUAUGACAACCCGAAUAUCCCUCUUACCUGGCCUGAUUUAUUACAAUCUGACGGUGGUAGAGAAUUUAUGGGUGAAACUUCCAAGCUUAUGCAAGAGCAUAAUGUAAUAAUACGAGUCAUUGUGGGUUAA